This is a messenger RNA of Coturnix japonica (Japanese quail), 1478 nucleotides long. RefSeq names its product mal, T cell differentiation protein (MAL blood group) (gene MAL). Gene Ontology annotation, cellular component: membrane. The record is from RefSeq and is a predicted model, not a curated record. Gene Ontology annotation, biological process: myelination. NCBI's taxonomy places the organism in Eukaryota, Metazoa, Chordata, Aves, Galliformes, Phasianidae. Gene Ontology annotation, molecular function: structural constituent of myelin sheath.
UGAAAACCUCCUGUGGGCCGCCAGCGGUCACAGAGCUAUACCCGGGCACAGGCUCUGACCACAUCUGUGGCUUUCAAAGCUGUCCUUGCCUGCCAGUGAGAAGGAGGGAGGGAAGAGCAGGAAGGAGGGGAGGGAAGGAGGAAGAGAGAGAGGGAGGGAAGGAGACUGUAUUUGGCACCUGCCUCCAGAGAGGACAACCGUCAAUGCGGGGGAGCUUCACAAUGUCCUCAGCAACUUCCAGAGCCUCUUUACCCAGCGGCCUGGCCGUCUUCACUACUUUUCCAGAUGUUCUCUUCAUCCCUGAAAUGAUCUUUGGGGGCCUUGUCUGGAUCCUCAUUGCUUCCUCGAGGGUCCCAUAUGCUGAACUGCAGGGCUGGGUGAUGUUUGUCUCCGUGUUCUGCUUUGUCUUGACUGCUUUACUCCUGUUCCUCUACAUAUGUGGGGCGCAUGGGGACAGCAGCUCCUGGGUCACCUUGGAUGUCAUCUGCCAGCAGACAGCGGCUCUGCUCUACUUCAGUGCUUCUGUGUUGGAAGCCAUCGCUACCUCUAUCACACCUUUAAGUCUGCUCUGGUAUCGGGAGAAUAUUUCUGCCUCGGUAUUUGCAUUCGUAGCUACUCUGUUGUACGUGAUCCAUAUUAUAUACUCUCUCCGCCGAUGGAAAUCAUCCUAAUGGUCUGUCACUGCAUGUUGUGCCUUGUGGUAACCCUACAAACACAGAAGUUAUCCAUCGACCGCAAUCUCCAGGCUGGGAUUAGGGGUUUGGUUUUCAAUGUAUAUACUAUAAACAAGAAGCUUUUUAUGCAGAACCAUGGCAAUGAAGGCCAAGAGCCUGUCAGAGAAACCUGUCUGCUGACACAAUCUAUUUUUCUUCAGUCUCCUGGUUGGACACAGCUUGAUGCUGGUAUCUGGGGCCUCAGCAGAAAACCCAGCUUAAAUUAGAACCAUACAGUUGGAUUUAAAACAUCAAAAUCACCCUGAACCCUUAUGCACCCCUGUGUCUCCACAGUCUUAACUGCUGUCAGAGGAAGCCUGAGCAAGUGGCACUAAGGAGCAUGAGAAUGAAACCUGGUCAUUUUGGUUGACAUGCACCUGUGUGAGCUUCUUUGCCCCCCUCAUUUGCUGCGCCAAAGGAAUUUUCCAUGCCAUUUCUGAAAACGCCACUUGUGAGAAGGAGUGAAGGCAAUAUUUCAUUUGCCUCGGGGGCAAUGAACAACAUUCAUUCAUUGCAACACCUGAAAGGUACGGCUGAAUUAGAGGCACAACUGUAACCCCAGGAAUUACUGCUGCCAUGAAUUCCCCCAUGAAACACAACAAAGAAAACGUACCACAGAUACUACAGCAGAAUUAUAUGGAGAAUUAGAAUCACGUCUCAGAUAAGCAGAAGCAGUCAGCUCUUGUCUUCAGCAUGAGACUGUUCUCACAUACACUGCCACUGUGUCACUAAUAAAGAUGGAUUUCCUAUGAUUUUGCAACCAGA